CCUUUCCGGCUCUCGGCCGGCUCUCGCGAGACUUGAGGAGAGUGGGAGCGCGGGGGCCGGCUGCGAGGAAAGCUGGAGCCGCGGGAGGGGAACAUGUCGGAGUCAGACCUCGGCAGGAAGUGGGACCGGUGCAUGGCGGAUGCGGUGGUGAAGCUAGGUACUGGUUUGGGAUUAGGAAUUGUUUUCUCACUUACCUUCUUUAAAAGAAAAAUGUGGCCAUUGGCCUUUGGUUCAGGCAUGGGAUUGGGGAUGGCCUACUCCAACUGCCAGCAUGAUUUCCAGGCUCCAUAUCUUCUACAUGGAAAAUAUGUCAAAGAGCAGGAGCAGUGACGCACACUGAGAACAUCCCAGUGGGAGGACAAGAGAAAUCAAGUUUAUUCCUCAGGAAUACUGAAGUGCCCUGGAGUUAGCUGACAUUUCUUCUGGAACAAUGUUAUCAGUAAUGCUUUAAACUCCAGCACACUGUUUAUGUAUUUGAAACCAAGUCUGUUUCUUGUUUUGUAUUUUCUCUCUGGAAAAUGUAAGGAGGUGAUCUUAAAUAAAUUUAAACAAAAAUGGGAA
Molecule: messenger RNA, 561 nt
Organism: Marmota flaviventris (yellow-bellied marmot)
Lineage: Eukaryota; Metazoa; Chordata; Mammalia; Rodentia; Sciuridae
Gene: Micos10
Product: mitochondrial contact site and cristae organizing system subunit 10
Cellular component (GO): mitochondrion; mitochondrial inner membrane; MICOS complex
Source: RefSeq, a predicted model, not a curated record